Messenger RNA from Trichosurus vulpecula (common brushtail), 159 nucleotides. RefSeq names its product 40S ribosomal protein S27-like. Gene Ontology annotation, cellular component: cytosolic small ribosomal subunit; ribosome. Gene Ontology annotation, molecular function: RNA binding; structural constituent of ribosome. Gene Ontology annotation, biological process: ribosomal small subunit assembly; translation. The record is from RefSeq and is a predicted model, not a curated record. The transcript has a single exon. The coding region runs from base 1 to 159 and encodes 52 amino acids. NCBI's taxonomy places the organism in Eukaryota, Metazoa, Chordata, Mammalia, Diprotodontia, Phalangeridae.
AUGGACGUACAGUGCCCAGGGUGCUAUAAAAUCACCAUUGUCUUCAGCCACGUACAAACAGUGGUCCUCGACGUCGGAUGGUCCACUGUACUCUGUCAGCCUACUAAAGGCAAGGCCAGACUUACAGAAGGAUGCUCCUUCAGACGGAAGCAGCACUAA